Molecule: messenger RNA, 2963 nt
Organism: Stegastes partitus (bicolor damselfish)
Lineage: Eukaryota; Metazoa; Chordata; Actinopteri; Pomacentridae
Gene: mcm3
Product: minichromosome maintenance complex component 3
Exons: 17
Coding region: 93-2540 (815 amino acids)
Biological process (GO): DNA strand elongation involved in DNA replication; mitotic DNA replication initiation; double-strand break repair via break-induced replication
Cellular component (GO): nucleus; MCM complex
Molecular function (GO): ATP hydrolysis activity; ATP binding; single-stranded DNA binding
Source: RefSeq, a predicted model, not a curated record
CGUGCGGUCGGACGGCAGGAGACACACAGAGCCGAAGUCUGGGCGAUAUUAGUUUAAUUUGAGCGGCUUUAAAGCAGAAAAAGUGAUCAGACAUGAUGUCGACCGAUGUUGUAGAUGACCGGGAGAUGAGGGAGGCCCAGAGGGACUAUCUGGACUUCCUGGACGACGAUCAAGACCAGGGCAUCUACCAGAGCAAAGUCCGAGACAUGAUCAGCGAGAACAAGGCUCGACUCAUCGUCAACAUCAACGACCUGAGGAGAAGAAACGAGGCCCGAGCUGCCAAGCUGAUGAACAACGCCUUCGAGGAGCUGCUGGCGUUCCAGCGGGCGCUGAAGGACCUGGUGGCCUCGGUCGACGCCACGUACGCCAAACAGUACGAGGAGUUCUUCGUGGGCCUGGAGGGCAGCUUCGGCUCCAAGCACGUCUCCCCCCGGACGCUGACCUCCCGCCUGCUGGGCAGUAUGGUCUGCGUGGAGGGCAUCAUCACCAAGUGUUCUCUGGUGCGUCCCAAAGUCGUGCGCAGCGUUCACUACUGUCCGGCCACCAAGAAGACGAUGGAAAGAAAAUACACUGACAUGACUUCCCUGGACGCUUUUCCUUCCAGUGCCAUCUACCCCACCAAGGAUGAGGAGAACAACCCUCUGGAGACGGAGUUCGGUCUGUCCAUCUACAAGGACCACCAGACCAUCACGGUGCAGGAGAUGCCAGAGAAAGCUCCCGCCGGGCAGCUUCCUCGCUCUGUGGACAUCAUCCUGGACAACGACCUGGUGGACGUGGUCAAACCAGGAGACCGAGUGCAGGUCAUCGGGACGUACCGCUGCCUGCCUGGCAAGAAGGGAGGAUUCACCUCGGGCACGUUCAGGACCAUCAUGAUUGCCUGUAAUGUCAAACAAAUGAGCAAAGACGUGUCCCCGUCCCUGUCUGCUGACGACGUGGCCAAAAUCAGGAACUUCCGUCAGACUCGCUCCAUAAAUGUGUUCGAUCAGCUGGCUCGCUCUCUGGCUCCCAGCAUCCACGGCCACGAGUACAUCAAGAAGGCCAUCCUGUGCAUGUUGCUGGGAGGCGUGGAGAAGGUUCUGGAGAACGGCUCCAGAAUCAGAGGAGACAUCAACAUCCUGCUCAUCGGCGACCCGUCGGUGGCCAAGUCUCAGCUGCUGCGUUACGUCCUUCACACGGCGCCCAGAGCGAUUCCCACCACCGGCCGAGGCUCAUCCGGCGUCGGUCUGACUGCUGCUGUCACCACUGAUCAGGAGACGGGUGAGCGCCGUCUGGAGGCGGGCGCCAUGGUGCUGGCCGACCGCGGCGUCGUGUGCAUCGACGAGUUCGACAAGAUGUCCGACAUGGACCGCACGGCCAUCCACGAGGUGAUGGAGCAGGGCCGCGUCACCAUCGCCAAGGCCGGCAUCCACGCCCGACUCAACGCUCGCUGCUCCGUGCUCGCUGCUGCCAACCCCGUCUACGGCAGGUACAACCAGUAUAAAACCCCCAUGGAGAACAUCGGCCUGCAGGACUCUUUGCUGUCGCGUUUCGACCUCCUCUUCAUCAUGCUGGACACGAUGGACCCCGAGCAGGACCGCGAGAUCUCGGACCACGUGCUCAGGAUGCACCGCUACCGAGACCCCCACGAGCAGGAGGGAGCAGCCAUGGCUCUGGGUGGGACAGUAGACGUUCUGGCUACAGAAGACCCAGAUGCAGUAGUAGAAGAGCAGGAGGAGCUGCAGAUCUAUGAGAAACACAACAACCUGCUGCAUGGAAGCAAGAGGAAGAAGGAUAAGAUCGUUAGUAAGGAGUUCAUGAGGAAGUACAUCCACAUCGCCAAGGCUGUGACGCCUGUGCUGACGGAGGAGGCGGCCAAUCACAUCGCUGAGGAGUACUCGAGGCUGAGGAGCCAGGACCAGCUGGGUGCUGAUAUCGCCAGGACCUCCCCGGUGACGGCUCGUACUCUGGAGACUCUGAUCCGUCUGUCCACAGCGCACGCCAAGGCCCGCAUGAGCAAGGCCGUGGAGAUGCAGGACUCGGAGGUCGCAGUGGAGCUCGUCCAGUUUGCCUACUUCAAAAAGGUUCUGGAGAAAGAGAAGAAACGCUCGAGACAGGAGCGCGACUCUGGCUCAGAGGAGGACGAGGAUGAGGAGGCGACGACGCAGCGUUCACAGAAAACUCAGAGGAAGAGGGGGCGUCGUGGAUCUCAGGGCAGUGAACCUUACAGUCCAUAUGACUUCAGUGAGGAGCAGGAGGUCCCUGAGAUUCAGGCCGGCACUCCGAAACCAGCCAAACCACAGCGAGAUGAGGAGCCAAUGGAGGCGUCCUCACAGGCUGGAGACGCCGAGCUGUCUGCAGAGAGACUGAAGGAGUUCAAGUCCUCCCUGUUCGCCGUCUUCCAGUCCGCUCACGCUCAGUCGGUGAAGAUGACGACGCUGAUGGACGACGUCAACAAGGAGCGGCAGAAUCGGUUCACGGAGCCCGAAGUUCGCACCGCUUUGGCUCGCAUGCAGGACGACAACCAGGUCAUGGUGGCUGACGACAUCAUCUUCCUCAUCUGAGGGGGGAGCUUUGACUGUUUGACAAAGAAUCUAUUACAUGGACUUGUGACGAAGCAGUGGAUUUAUAUCAAAAUGCACAUUUCUCUUUUUUCCACAACAUGGUGGCCCCCCUGCUAUACCUAUAUCUGCUGUCCCACCAAUUUGCAUGCAUUUGCAGGUUGUUCCUCUUGUUUGCAAGCAAGAGCAGUUCAAAUAGAUCAGGUCUGACUCAUUUAUGCACUUGUUGUUUAGGGUCAGUUGUGGUAAUGUUACUUUAUAGUGUCCUCAUACAACGUAUCAACAGUCUUGAACAUCUUUUAUCAUCAAUAAGGACAUUGUAAUGUUGUGUUACCUUCUUUUUUGUUGUCUGAUUUCUGUAUAUAGUUUUGAAAUUGACUGUAGUUGUGUAUUAAAAAAAAUAAAAUGUCAUGCUUUGGUAAAGUA